AUGGCGGACGGCAAGAUUCCGCAGUCGCUACUCGGCGAUAUAUCGGACAAGCUCGGUUCCAAGUGCUUUCAAUUGUCGUCGCUGCCUCCUGUGAAGUGGAAGCUCCACCCCGUUGUUAUAUUCACCAUUUUGGACUCGUAUAUGCGUCGUGAAGAGGGCCAGCACAACAUUAUCGGUACUUUGAUGGGCAUCGUCACCGAGGGCAAUGUGGUCGAGAUCACCGAUUGCUUCGUAGACAGGCAUUCCCUUACUGAUGAGGGUUUGCUACAAAUCAUCAAGGACCACCAUGAAAGCAUGUACGAGUUGAAGCAGAAGGUGAACCCCAAGGAACAAGUCGUGGGCUGGUUCAGCACUGGCGGUGAAAUGACUGAGCUGACUUGCGCGGUCCAUGGCUGGUUCAAGCAGUUCAACUCAGUUUCGAAGUUCUACCCCCAGACCAACCUGUACGAGCCCGUGCACUUGUUGGUGGAUGCGACGUGUGACUCAGGGUCCAUGGUCAUUAAGGCAUACGUUCAAUUGCCGCUCAACUUGACCAAGGAGGCCUGCUUCCAGUUCCACGAGGUUGAGCUGGAGCUUGUGACAUCACCGAAUGACUCCGUUGGCAUCUCAAGUUUGUUGAGGUCUAUGGAAAGCGCGAAAUCGCGCAAAAUAGACAGGCCCCGGGAGGCGUCUACGUUUGAUAUUUCGCUGUCAAAAUUGUCUGAUCUGCUGGACGCUUGCAUCAAACGUGUGGAGGCGGCCAUUUCCGGCCAGAGAGGUGCCGAACUCGACCCGGAGGUGGGUCGCUUCCUCCUAAGGGCCACCACGACCGAGAGUAUUAUAAGUCAGGCGAAAUUGGAGAAAUUGUCUGAGCUCGCGCUGCAGGACAACUUGAUGAUUGCUUAUCUCUCCAAUUUGGCCAAUUUGCAAUUUGCGCUUGCGGAGCACUUGAACGCCUCAUUUUGA
Messenger RNA from Babesia ovata, 945 nucleotides. Its product is annotated as eukaryotic translation initiation factor 3 subunit, putative. The coding region runs from base 1 to 945 and encodes 314 amino acids. Gene Ontology annotation, molecular function: translation initiation factor activity; metallopeptidase activity; translation initiation factor binding. Gene Ontology annotation, cellular component: eukaryotic translation initiation factor 3 complex, eIF3m. The transcript is spliced from 4 exons. Gene Ontology annotation, biological process: translational initiation. NCBI's taxonomy places the organism in Eukaryota, Apicomplexa, Aconoidasida, Piroplasmida, Babesiidae. The record is from RefSeq and is a predicted model, not a curated record.